AGAAAGUUGUUUCUAAUUUCUCUGGAUCGAGAGAGAGAAAGAGAGAUGUCGUCACACAACAACAACCCAGCGUCAGCGAACGAUCCACGGCAGCCGUCAGCGUCGAAACCGUUCCUGGCACCGAUGGUUUCACCACAGGAUGUACCCGUUGAUUACUCAGGUUUCGUUGCGGUUAUCCUUGGCGUGGCUGGCGUCAUGUUCAGGUACAAGCUUUGUUCGUGGCUUGCUCUCAUAUUCUGUGCCCAAUCACUUUCAAACAUGAGGAAUAUGGAAAAUGAUCUUAAGCAGAUUUCCAUGGCAUCCAUGACUGAGAGCAUUGUUCUGUUGAGAACCAGUGGUUCCAACCUUUAGUUUCCUUCGAAGAUUGAUUGAAUUCGAGGACUUCAAAUGGAAAUGAGAUAUCUUAGAUGUUGUUUCUCCUGAGAAGGCUGAACUGGAAUGUUAAAUGGGGGGUACCAGAACUUUGUUGUUUUGAAUGCAAUUGGCGUCUUUUUUUUGCAUAAGUUAUAGAGUUAAUUAUAAAUUACUCCUUCUGAUGUUUGAAAACAAAUUAUUAUUACCCUCUACUAUGAUAAAUAAUUAAAUAAUCCUUGUAGUUUUGUAUUCUGUCAA
Molecule: messenger RNA, 612 nt
Organism: Populus nigra (black poplar)
Lineage: Eukaryota; Viridiplantae; Streptophyta; Magnoliopsida; Malpighiales; Salicaceae
Product: protein Asterix-like
Exons: 3
Coding region: 46-351 (101 amino acids)
Biological process (GO): protein insertion into ER membrane
Cellular component (GO): endoplasmic reticulum membrane
Molecular function (GO): protein folding chaperone
Source: RefSeq, a predicted model, not a curated record